Messenger RNA from Toxorhynchites rutilus septentrionalis, 1663 nucleotides. RefSeq names its product zinc carboxypeptidase A 1-like. The record is from RefSeq and is a predicted model, not a curated record. Bases 6 to 1322 code for a protein of 438 amino acids. Gene Ontology annotation, biological process: proteolysis. Gene Ontology annotation, molecular function: metallocarboxypeptidase activity; zinc ion binding. Lineage: Eukaryota; Metazoa; Arthropoda; Insecta; Diptera; Culicidae. The transcript has a single exon.
UCUUCAUGGCCUUGCGCGGGUUAGUGUAUUAUCGAGGACGCAGUAAAAUGGUUCUUAAGGCAGUAGUGAACGGAGUAAUUGCAGUUCUGUGGAUUGGCGUAAUAUGUGCGGGUGAAGUGGCAAGAUAUGACAAUUACCGAGUUUAUCGAUUGAUUGCCAAAAGCAAUGAUCAUCUCAAAACGUUGCAUGAGCUGCAAGAUUCCAGUGAUAGUUAUAUCUUCUUAGAAAAAGGCUUAAAAGUUGGCGAUGGAUUCAACAUUGUUGUCGCUCCUCAUAAACUGGCUGAUUUCACCGAAAUGCUGGAUGUCGACGGAAUCAAGGCUGAAAUUCUCGACACGAAUCUGCAACGUUCAAUUGAUGAGGAAAAAUAUCGAAUGCAAUCGAAACGUACCAAGGGAAUCUUUGACUGGAACGAAUAUCACGAAUUGGAAGAAAUUCAUAAUUGGUUAGAUAAGUUGGCUCUAAAUUAUGAACAAGUUGAAGUGGUUGAAGCAGGACAUUCAUAUGAGAAUCGUACAAUCAAAGGAGUGAAAGUGUCGUAUAAAAGUGGCAAUCCAGGCAUCUUUCUCGAAGGUGGAAUACACGCCCGUGAAUGGAUCUCCCCGGCAACAGUGACAUAUAUUCUGAAUGAACUUCUCACCAGUCAAGAUCCUAAAGUGAGAAAUAUUUCAGAAAAUUACGAUUGGUACAUCUUCCCGAAUGUUAACCCAGAUGGUUAUGUAUAUACCCACAAGAAGAACCGCUUGUGGCGUAAAACUCGGACUCCAUAUUCGCGAGCGUGUUUCGGCGCUGACCCUAAUAGAAAUUGGGACUUCCACUGGGCCGAGCAAGGGACGAGUGAUCGAUGCAACACGGAAACUUAUGGAGGUCCGUACGCAUUUUCGGAAGUGGAGAUGAAGAGUUUAUCGCAGUACAUUGAAUCUUUGAAAGGAAAAAUACAGGCAUACAUUGCCUUCCAUUCAUACUCCCAGGUUCUUCUGUACCCCUACGGACACACUAUCGAACACACCCCAAAUCACGACGAUUUGACUGACAUCGCAAAUGCAACUGUCACGGCACUGGCGAAACGAUAUGGAACCAAAUAUUACUACGGAAAUACAUACGAAGCCAUCUAUCCAGCGAGUGGAUCGAGUGCAGAUUGGGUUUACAAUACUCUGGGAGUAAGAGUAGCUUACACUUAUGAACUGCGUCCGAGUCCAAGCUCGUGGAACUCGGGUUUUAUUCUACCAUCUGAACAGAUUGUCCCGACUGGAGAGGAGACACUUGACUCGCUCGUGACGCUGGUGGAAGAGUCGGCCAAGAGGAAAUACUUUGAGCUUUAGUAUUUUUUCGUUAUACACCGUAUCUGUUUAAUCAGUGAAUGGCUACAGAUUAGAUUAUGAUAUAAUAAAUAUGAAAGGGCCACUUGAAAUAAAAUCGUAUUUAUGUUUAAAUUGUCCAAUCUGUAGACGUGAAUAAGUUUGGAUGGAUUGCCAAUUAUUUACAGACGAUUAAAUGCAUUUAGGUAUGCACUUCCAUUAAUUCUAGUCCCCCUGUAUACUUAAAACGAUAUCAAAAUAAUACGGUUUCAGGCAAAUGGUAGGUUCUAGAUUAUUUCAAGUGGAAUUUUGAUUAUUGAUGAUUAUGAUGAGAUAUGAGAUAUGAGCACGCAUACGCAGUUUAU